This is a messenger RNA of Histoplasma capsulatum G186AR, 315 nucleotides long. RefSeq lists its product as uncharacterized. Lineage: Eukaryota; Fungi; Ascomycota; Eurotiomycetes; Onygenales; Ajellomycetaceae. The transcript has 2 exons. The coding region runs from base 1 to 315 and encodes 104 amino acids. The record is from RefSeq and is a predicted model, not a curated record.
AUGACAUGUGGAACGUUUGAAAUACCGUCAUCUCGGUUUACUCCUCCAACUGAACCUCUUACUCCAGCGCAGGCUCGCUGGAAAUUUCAAUCUUGCCUCAUUGGCUAUCAUGAUAACCCGGUUGGACGGGGUGCAGUGCACUUCUACUUCAUAAUCUGCAUGUGGGCAGGUUACGGUCAAAGCCCCCGUGCCCCAUGUUUGCGCCCGAUUUCUGCUGGCUUAGACCACCGGCCCGAGACAGGAUUUGAAAGGCUAAGCACGCAAAGGCAAGAAAAUUAUUUCGGGCGUUGGAAGACGGGGAGAAGGGUCCCGUAA